Molecule: messenger RNA, 3679 nt
Organism: Larimichthys crocea (large yellow croaker)
Lineage: Eukaryota; Metazoa; Chordata; Actinopteri; Sciaenidae
Gene: mpped2a
Product: metallophosphoesterase domain containing 2a
Exons: 7
Coding region: 699-1568 (289 amino acids)
Molecular function (GO): hydrolase activity
Source: RefSeq, a predicted model, not a curated record
CGCGCCUUCUCUGCGCGUGUGCCCGCCGGUUAGGGCGCGCGCACGGGAGGUGCGGGGGGUUGUGCUCGCUCGUGCUCUCUGACCCCAGUGGCAGCUCCGACUCACUGCACUCCGGCUCCCCCUCCGUCAGUCUGCUCCCUCUCUCUCUCCCUGUUGUCUGUCAGUAUCUCUCUCCCUCCUCUCUCCCUCUCUCUCUCUCCCCCCCUCGCUCUCUUGUCUGGUUUCUUUCCACAGGAGCCAGCCGAGGUCCCGCCGGGUCGAAGGUUUUGCCCUACCCGCCCAAACUGCCGCAACCCCCGGACGGCUCGCGUUCGAAACCUCCCCUGUUGCUGCCGCAUGGACCCGCGUCCCUUCACCGCCAGCACCGCUACCACCACCACCACCACCGCCGCUACUGCUGCUGCCGCCGCCGCGUAGAGGGCGACCCCGACCCGAUACUCUUUCUCCGGCCAGAUAGAAAAAAAAACGCACAAAAAGCCGAAGACUGCAGUGUGUGUCGUGGUCGAGUUGGUCGGCUGGGUCCUCCUCCUCCUCCUCCUCCUCCUCCUCCUGCUGCUCCUGCUGCCGCCGCCGCUGCUGCUGCUGGGAGACUUCCUGGGCUUCUCGAGGUGGCUCGUGAAGGAUGAGCGCUGCACGGCUCGCUGCUGAAUCCCGGUGAACGAACCCCCUCCAGCGUCUCAUGUCCACACGGCGGAAGGAUGGCUCAUGGCAAAGUGACCAUCACGGUGGACGAGUACAGCUCCAAUCCCACGCAGGCCUUCACGCACUACAACAUCAACCAGAGCCGCUUCCAACCCCCACACGUCCACAUGGUGGACCCCAUUCCUUAUGACACUCCCAAGCCAGCAGGACACACCAGGUUUGUGUGUGUGUCGGACACACACUCGCGUACAGACGGCAUCCAGAUGCCGUACGGCGACGUUCUGCUGCACAUGGGCGACUUCACCGAGCUGGGCCUGCCCUCCGAGGUUAAGAAGUUCAACGACUGGCUAGGUGGCCUCCCGUACGAGUUCAAGGUGGUGAUCGCCGGGAACCACGAGCUGACCUUCGAUAAGGACUUUAUGGCCGAGCUGGUCAAGCAGGAUUACUACCGAUUCCCGUCGGUCUCCAAACUCAAACCGGAGGACUUUGACAAUGUGCAGACGCUCCUCACAAACUGUGUGUACCUGCAGGACUCGGACGUCACCAUAAAGGGAUUCCGGAUAUACGGAGCGCCAUGGACUCCGUGGUUUAACGGCUGGGGGUUCAACCUGCCUCGAGGUCAGUCUCUGCUGGAUAAGUGGAACCUCGUCCCCGAAGGCAUCGACAUCCUGAUGACCCACGGACCUCCGCUCGGUUUCCGUGACUGGGUUCCGAAGGAGCUGCAGCGGGUCGGCUGCGUGGAGCUGCUCAACACGGUCCAGAAGAGAGUGCGACCCAAACUUCACGCGUUCGGAGGCAUUCAUGAAGGCUACGGGAUCAUGACGGACGGCUACACGACGUUCAUCAACGCGUCGACCUGCACCGUCAGCUUCCAGCCCACAAACCCCCCCAUCGUGUUCGACCUGCCCAACCCCUCCAGCUCCUGAGACCAGAGGACGGGGGAGGGCGGGGCGGGGCGGGCGGGGUUAAAGGACGAGGGGAGGAGUCACGGAUAAACUACUUUUUUUCUAUAAAUAUGUCAAGUUUAAAAAAAAGAAAAAAAAAAUUCUAAGUGUUUCUUUGCAAACUUUUGAUCUUCUCCGCGAUGUCGUCGAGGUCGAGAAGAUUCAGAGACGUUUUGGGGGGUCGGGUGGGGAGGGGAGUUUGUCCGGGAGGGUCGAAGGAGAAUACCGGUGUUUUAUUUUUUAAUAUUUGUGCCAACAAAAAAGCAGGUUUCCCUCCCAGAGCUUUGUCAGCGAGAUCAUCCACGAAGGAACUUCUUCUGUCUUUUGAUGUCGAUGCUUCUCAAAGCGACGCGCCGCUUCCUGAAGUCCACCGGGCACGGAUACGAGACGUUCUAGUCGAUGUUUCAAACGCUGCGGUCCGUUUUCAGAAGCCUCUCCGAUCGAAAAUACACGAGGCACGUUUGAUCAAAUCUGUGCAAGUUAACAAACUGGUGGAGAAAACGGUGUUGCGGGGCCGCAAUGUGACAGAGACGUGCCCGCUGGGGUUUUUUUGGCGUAAGGCUUAAGUCUAUCGGAUGUGACCAAGGCUGCCGGAGCUAAUCACGGCAGUUCUAGUUCUCAAUGUUUCAAACCCAGCUCGAGUUGGCAGGAAGUUGGCCAGUCAGUUUUCAAAAUAAAACACUCAAAAGCUAAACAAGUAGCAUAUUUCCAUAUUUGAAAUUAGGGUUUGUUCUCCAUCUCAUCACUGGGCUCGACUUGUCGGCCUCAAACGUUCCUGUUGGGGUUUAAAAAUCGAACCAAAACAGCGUCGUCGUCGCACAUCCUGAUGGAGACCGUGCCCGGUGGUGGAGUUUCGUGAUUACUCCAAAACGCCAGGUGAGAACGAGAAGUUCUGGAUCUACGCUCUUGUCCUCUCCGGCCUUCCGUACUUUGGUACCAUCUCAUCUGCAAAGUGUCGACGUCUAAAUAAACGAAUAAAUUCAGCGUACGCUGCAAAACUCAGGGAGGGAAUGUUUAAAAAAAACCGAGCUGAGCGGCGCCGGUGUUCUCCUUUUCAGAGGGAUAUUUUGUGGUUAAACAAUCUUGCUCUUGAUAAAUAUUUGGUCAGAUCUGUAAGAUAAAAUGAUGCUUUGUGAAUUUGUACAAUUUUCUUUAAUGUUUGGUUUGCAUUGGCCGGACAAUGGAUGCCAUUGUUGUUUUUAUGUUGUAUCAUCUGAUAUUUUUUGUGUUUAGCUCUUUAUUAUUAUUAUUUUUUUGGUUUGUUUUCUCGUCAGUUCCUCUUUUCUUAUUGGCUGACAGGGACGCUGCCUUAAACUAGCUUUAAUGUUCUCAGCUAGAGCCCCUCCAACUCUCUGCGAGCUCAGAGAAAAGUCCUUUAUUUAUUUAUUUUACCCAUCAUCCCCGCAAAAAAAAAAUCAAACAACACCUGACUAACGCAGGGAAAGCUAUCAAAUUUACAACCCGGAAAAAUGAUCGUUUGUAACAUCCCAUCACGGAUUUCUGAUCUAAUUUGGAAAAUGUAUGUAUAAAAUAUAUAUAUAUAUAUUAUAUAUUCAUGUUGUAAAACAUCUGUACUAAAAGUUGUGUUUGACGAAAAACCUGAUGUAUGAUUGAUUUCUUUAACGCUCCCAUCAGACGCUCUUUUGUUUCUUGUUUUGUCGUAUCGACUCUCCUGAUUGGUCGGACGUUCGUUAUUUUUUGGAUGAGAGAGGAACAUUUGUCAGAGUCACAAUCCGACAGGUGUACGUUGUCCCGUACAACACGCCUGCCUAAACAUGGUUAAGUUGUCCUUUAACGUGUAAAUCUGAUAGUAUUUGUGUUUUAUUGCUUUUGUUUUUUUUCUUCUAAUUUUUGCACUGUGUGUAAAUGCAAUCUUGCUAGCACAAAAAAAAAAUGUUGCCAAUAGUUGUCUCAACUUUGCCGCUGUAAAUGCUCUUUUUUUCCCGUGCUCUGUUCCUCUCUCGCUCUUUCUGAUUGUAUCCCUCUUCAUUGGAAAUGUUAGUUCUCUCUCUCUCUCUCUCUCUUUCAGUUCAUUGUGAUAUAUUUAGCUGCCUUUAUAUGCAAAUAAAAUUGCAAGAUUUUUACUUAUCGAG